GAACUGACUGAGAAACUUUCGUUGCUCUUGUGUGUCCUCAGCAGCUGCAUUCCUGGACUGUCGUACUCCCAAAAAUUCAUUUCUAACAAGAGAACACAUUAAAGACCGUCUGUCAUAGGGCAUUGCAGUUUGUUUUUAUUUGGCGGGAAUUAUUUUGCUUCGUUAAGGGAAAGGACAGAGCCUGUGCGAUUUGACCUGCAUAACGCAAUUUUCGCAAAUGAUUUAGGAUAAUUUCAGCAGAUACGGCGCAAGGAUCUCGGUAGUGCGCGACUGUGCGCAAAGAUGAGCUGCACAAACUCUCACAAAGCAAAGGCAAAGAGGCAGCAGCAAGUGUAACGGAAUCUUUUAGCGAAUGGAAAACAACUUUCAGAGGAAAUCGGAAAAGAGAGGAAAAAAAAGUCCGUUUCCCUGUGUGUGUGUGUGUGUGUGUGAAAGAAAGUUUGAUGCAGAAGUGGGAGCCCCGGAGAGGAGGAGGCUGAAGAUCAGAUUACAUUCUUCCACUCUUCUCCUCACACAUCACUUCCCCGCUGCAUGUUUUUGUUGGGGAAAGAAGUGAGCUGUUCCCACUGAAACCCUCCCCCAAACAAGUUGCUUGCAUGUGUUGUGCAGGACGGGGCUUUGUGUGGGUGGGAGCUUAGGGAGAUUGGGCCUUUGUUGGCUGCAGGCACUUCUACUGGGGGAAAGAUUUGGGAUUUGUAUGGCUGCGUGAGGAGAGCGCAGAAAGUAAAAUGGAGGAGAGCUUCGUGCAGUGUUCUAGAGGGUUGGGAAAGGAGCCAUCCCAGUGAGACGUCGGAUAUUUGCUGGAAAGAAAAUGCUGCCUUGAGGCAUAUGGUAAUUUACUGCUGUAUGGAAGGCUUUCCUAGAGGUUUGCUGUAGUUUCAUCCCCCCUCACUUCUCAAGAUGUCUUCCAUGGUGCCUUGGAUCUGUUGGAUAGGAGGCUUUGGCUUUUUACUCUUCAUUUGUACUUCAGGAGGAGUUCAGAUUAAUGAGACCUUUUACAUGGAUAAGUGCAAGAAGACCACCACUUGUGAGCCCCUCAAAUACAACAUUUGCCUGGGAUCUGUGCUCCCCUAUGCAUUGACUUCCACUGUCCUGGCUGAAGAUUCCAGCUCCCAGGAUGAGGUUCAUGACAAACUCUCGCUUUGGUCUGGAUUACGGAAUGCUCCACGUUGUUGGGAUGCCAUCAGGCCUCUCCUAUGUGCUGUCUAUAUGCCAAAGUGUGAAGGGGGCAAGGUAGAGCUUCCCAGCCAGGGCCUGUGCCAGACAACGCGGGUCCCAUGUGCAAUCGUAGCACGAGAGAGAGGUUGGCCUGAUUUCCUGAAGUGCACAACUGACUAUUUCCCUGAGGGCUGCCCGGCCACCUUCCUUGUAGACUGGAAGAAUUCCAACCGUUACCCAGCUGUCAUCCUGUUUUACGUAAAUGCCUGCUUCUUUGCAGGCAGCAUAGGUUGGCUUGCACAAUUCAUGGAUGGUGCCCGUGAUGAAAUAGUUUGUCGAGGGGAUGGUACCAUGAGGCUAGGGGAGCCCACAUCGAACGAGACCCUUUCAUGUGUAAUUAUCUUUAUAAUUGUGUAUUAUGCCAUGAUGUCGGGUGUUAUCUGGUUCGUCAUGUUGACUUAUGCCUGGCACACAUCUUUUAAGGCCCUGGGCACCACACAUCAGCCCUUAUCUGGAAAGACUUCCUAUUUUCACCUGAUCACCUGGUCUAUUCCUUUUGUCCUCACUGUUGCAAUACUUGCAGUGGCUCAGGUUGAUGGGGAUUCUGUGAGUGGCAUCUGCUUUGUUGGAUACAAGAAUUAUCACUACAGAGCAGGUUUUGUUCUGGCUCCUAUCGGACUUGUACUAAUUGUGGGAGGUUAUUUUUUAAUCAGAGGUGUAAUGACAUUAUUUUCGAUCAAGAGCAACCACCCGGGCCUUCUCAGUGAAAAAGCGGCCAGCAAAAUAAAUGAAACUAUGUUGCGGCUGGGAAUAUUUGGAUUUUUGGCCUUUGGCUUUGUGCUAAUCACAUUUGGCUGCCAUUUUUAUGACUUCUUCAACCAAGCUGAGUGGGAACGGAGUUUUCGGGAAUAUGUUCUAUGUGAAGCCAAUGUAACUAUUGCAGAGGAGACCAAUAAGCCUAUCCCAGAAUGUGAGAUCAAGAAUAGACCAAGCCUUCUAGUGGAGAAGAUCAACCUAUUUGCCAUGUUUGGAACUGGCAUAUCAAUGAGCACCUGGGUCUGGACAAAGGCUACCAUUGUCAUCUGGAAACGAGCAUGGUGCCGGAUUCUAGGGAGAAGUGAUGAUGAACCAAAGAGGAUCAAGAAGAGUAAAAUGAUUGCCAAGGCUUUCUCCAAGCGGAAGGAGCUACUGAAUAACCCUGAGAAGGAACUGUCCUUCAGUCUACACACUGUGUCGCAUGAAGGACCAGUUGCUGGGUUGAAUUUUGACAUGAAUGAGCCAUCAGCUGACAUGUCAUCGGCAUGGGCACAGCAUGUCACCAAAAUGGUGGCUAGAAGAGGAGCCAUUUUACCUCAAGAUGUCUCCGUAACACCUGUAGCAACUCCAGUUCCACCAGAAGAAAGGGAGCAGUGGUUUAUCGAAGGUGAUAUGCCCCAGGGGAUGGUUAAGAAAAUGUCCAAGAAAAAAAGAAGGCGAAGGAAAAAAGAAAUCCAGCCCCUGGAGGAAAAAACUGUCAUGGAGCACUUUCACAGUAGGGCUAACACAGCAGUACCUCGUCUUCCCAAGCUGCCUCUCAAGACUGGAUUGGUCACAAGAUCAAAAGAACCUCAAAAAAUAGAUGAAACCCUUCCAGGGUCUUAUAGAGAAUGCAGGAGAUUGCCCAAUAUAGAGGAUAAAUUAUAUCCUGUAGAAAGUGUGAACAACAACCUAGGAUACACAAAAUACCCACAGUCCAACAUGACGUCCCAUCCUUUCGCUGCAGACAAGACGCCGCUUACAGAUCAAAGUAGGGUCACAUAUGUCCCUGUGCCAAAACAUGAUGGAGUUUUUCAGUAUUCCAAUGGCAACUCAUAUUCUAAUCAUAUGGAUCUAACUUCAUAUAGAGGUAGAACUCAGCCUAGAUGGACAGGAAUCCCACCAAUGCAUUCUAGAGCAAACCUUAUGGAUGCAGAGCUAAUGGAUACAGAUUCUGAUUUUUAAUGCAGGUUUACCUGUCCUGCUACACACCUGACUCCGUUUAAGACUCGUAGAAGCAGAACUGUGAAUUUCCUGAUGCAACAGGAAAGCACUGAGAGACCCAAAUGUGUGGUUGUUUAUUUUCUCCAGAAAUCCUGGUGUCUAAAAUUGAGUGUUGCUUGAACAACACAUUUUACUCAUUUAUACAGGAAUUGGAGUGAAGAGCUGGAAUAAACUAAAGGAACUCUCCAUCCUGCCUUAAGAGCUGGAGAGCUGGUGACAGUUUAACAUUUUCUCUGCUUUGACAUUCAUAUAAGAUAAACAUAUAGGUUUCUUAUUUGCAGAGAAGUUAAUGGCAAGCUCCUAAUAAGACAGGUGUUACUAUACCUUAAACAAAGCUGAUGCUUGGUUGUAUAAAAUAAUUGAGAAGAGGCAUUGUGUAUAUAGUGAACAAAGUAACCCUCUUGUAAAAUGUAAGGAUAUUAUAAGUUACUGAGGAGUUCCAUGACCAUAUAAAAACACAAGGCUAAGUGUUUUUAUACAGGUCAUGGAACUUCAAUGUGACUUUUAAUAUCCUCAUGUUUUGCUACAGGGGUUUUUUUAUUCAUUAUAAUAAUAUAAUAACACAAGUUUCGGUGAGUAAUGAGUCAGAAAUGACAUUACUAUGGUCAGAUUAUAACUGAUGACAUCACUAAGCACUGUUUAUACGGAUAUAAUUUACCAUGUAAAUCCAUGGCUCUUUUAUAUUCUAUAACAUUUAGAGAAUUUACAUGCCAUAUGUUCUGCAAACAGAAGUGACCUUAAGAAACUCUCCUUUGCCUGUUCAGCUUAAUGCAGAGAUAUAAUACAGUGGUCUUUUAUGUGUGCAAUUUUCAGGGCAUUCUUUACAAACUGUUUUGGGGUUGGAUCUACCUUUGUGUAUGGAUCCAUCUAAAUCUGUCAUUUUGGUGCCUUAUUGGAAUAUGUUUAAUCAAAUAUGGUGGAUUACUCAUACUCUACAGAGCUCAGUAUUAUGCAUAAAAACAUUUGUUUACAUGGGAAAAAUUUGGAGUUCAAAUGCAGUGUAAGAGGACAAAUACACAUUUAAAGUCUGUUGCAAAACUGUACACAUUGGUCUUACUGAAACUGAGCUGAAUAACAUUUUUUUUUGUUAGAGAAAUGCACUGACUUGAGUGCAUUUGUCUGUAAUUUAAGACUCAAGGCACAUGGGAUACAUAUUCUACGCUGGUAUUUUUUAGACAGCAGAAAAGUGCCUGAAGGAGAGCCACGGAGAACUGUCAGUAGUAUUAAUGGAGACUGCCUGCCAAAAGUGAUUGCAGAUGGAUUUCAACCGAGAAAACACACAUCUGUGUGUGUCAUACUACCAUCUGAUUCUAGCACAAGGCAUUGGGAUAUACAGCAUAAGACUGGAUGAACAUGAAAACAAAAUAAAAAACAAUUAAAGAAGAUAGCUCACAAUAUAGUAUCAGUGUAAAAUGUACUUGUUUUAUGGGAAGCUUCUAUGGCCAACAGUUUUUUUUCUUGAAAUAGAAUCUUUGUACAGGGAGGUUGUAUUUUUGCAUUUAAAAUGUAUUUUCACUCGCAAAAGGUAUAUUAUGUUUUGUUUCCUGACUGAGGAAAACAACUAUAUAUGAAUUAAGAUGUGUGCACAAGGUUGUUGCUUGUAAAGCCAAAUAAGUACUCUAUUGUGAGAUUUGCCCAGUACAUUGUUUAAUUGUAACAGACCAAUGUUUACAUUUAUCACGUAAAGCAGGCGGUAACCCUUGUGAAUAUAUACAAAUAUAAACACAGCGAGGUCUGUUUGUGCAGUAUUACCUGUUUACUGAACAGUUAUUGGAAACAAAAUCAGAAGCAAAUUCUGCAUAUAAUUAUGGUACAUUAAAUAUUGUAGUUGAUAUAUGUAGUGAAGGCACAUUAAAAGUUAGUUUGGAAUGUUUUUAUUAUUGUGCAUAAGCUCUUGGCCCUAUGCAUUCUUAGCUCUAGUGUAGCUUGCCAAGUUUUUAGCAAUGCUAGGGGGCUUGCUAAGGUCAAUACACUUUUGUCAUUUUUCAUGCCCUUCUAGAUCUAUUUGUUUGUGUUGAGUCCCACAUGUUCGUAUACACUGGUCACCCAGCUACAUGGUAUUAGAGAAUGGUCAUGAGAGAAUGGUCAUGAGAGAAACUGUAUACAAGUAUAAAACUGAGAUCUCCCUUUAAAGUUUUGUACAUAGUGACCUAUAAAUAUUGGGAGCACUGAUAGAUUCAGGGGACUUUAAAGGGUCAGUGGAUAUAGUCACUUUGGGAAGCAAGAGCGUUUGUAAUCAAUUUUUGUGUGUGUAAGUUGAAAGUGGGCAACCUUGGUGUUAAUAAAGAAAAUUAUGAAGAUAUCUGAUACCAUACGAAAACCAAAUAUAUCCAUUGUGAUGUUGGUGUGAGAAUAAGUCGGGUCAUUGUGUGCUGCCUAAGAAAACAAUAUAUAACUAACCCAUUGAAGGCACACAAGUAGAACGAAUACCCCACAAUGGUAGUUAUUAGUUGUUAAGAUGUUAUUGGCCUUUUCCCCUUUAAAAGAGAACAAAAAACACACCCUGAGUUUUAAACAAAUCACCCCCCGAAGAGGUCCUCCUGCCCCACACAUGAACCAAAUCAGUCCUGGCCCUGAAUAGUUCUUGAGACUAGCAAUGGAGCUGAAAACUGCCAGCUUUGCAAGCAAGAGUUUUGCCUCAGAUGGCAGUGGACCACAUUUUACCAGGGGUGACGGAAAGUCACUGCGAUUGACUUUUAAGAGGCAAAAUUUGGGUUCUUUAAACAGAAGUUUCUUUCUUCUAGAGCAGAGAGCUAACAUGCACUCUCUCGACUAGCAAUACAACCCCUCUGACUUGCUCCAAGGUAUGUUUUGUGAGUGUGUGGGGGCAGCAUUGGAAAGACCGCCUUAGGCUGGGGCCCAGAGUCACCCCUGAAUCCUUGGCCACAUCAGGUUUUGUUUCUGGAACUUGCACAGCGAUCACCAGCCAGUAGUAUGAUCAGUGAAAGCUGGUCCUCUCUUCCACUGCUCAUCAUUUGUGGUGGGUAUUUUUUUUUUUUGUUCUUUAAAGGGCAUAUAAAGUUAAAGAUUAAAUUAAAUUUGCUCAACAUCUUGAAUGCAGUGAAAUCGCAAUCUACCCUUCAUUUUAAAAUUUAAAUUAAUCUUGAAAAAUGUGAAAACAAAUAAUAGUUUGAAUUUUUAUAUUCAAGUGUUGUUUUGCGUUUCAUACAUCUUAUAUAUUCAAUGUUCCCUUUUCUCUGUAAUAAUAAAACAGUUCCUUGUACUUGAUGGCCACAUGAAUCCAUACUGGUGAUAAAACAAUGCUAUUAGGUUUAUUUAAUGUUGAAAUGUGUUUAGCAGACUAUGGAGAUACAAAUAAUGGAAAGAAAAACUGCACAUCCCAAGCAUUCAUAAUAAUAUACCUGUAUAUAUUAUAAUUAUUUUUUAUUAUAUAUUAUACCUGGACCUUGAAACACAUGGCAGAGGCAUCUUUCUUUGGUAAACAUUGUAAGCAAAAUUAAUUUCUAUAAUUUUGCAUUUUUUUUUACAUGGUAUAGAAACUUAUUUGAAAUACUUUGUGUAAAUUAUCAAACAAUUUGAAUGCUCUAAAUGAAAAGUAUCAGAUGUAUUGUACUUGUAAGUAUAAGCUGGAUUAUUAUACAUGUAAAUAAAGCACACAACAUUU
Messenger RNA from Xenopus laevis (African clawed frog), 6802 nucleotides. RefSeq names its product smoothened, frizzled class receptor L homeolog (gene smo.L). Gene Ontology annotation, biological process: pattern specification process; smoothened signaling pathway; cell surface receptor signaling pathway. The coding region runs from base 901 to 3138 and encodes 745 amino acids. The transcript is spliced from 11 exons. Lineage: Eukaryota; Metazoa; Chordata; Amphibia; Anura; Pipidae. Gene Ontology annotation, molecular function: patched binding; transmembrane signaling receptor activity. Gene Ontology annotation, cellular component: dendrite; membrane; cilium. The record is from RefSeq and is a predicted model, not a curated record.